AUGUUUCGUAAUGAAGUUACAGGCCCUAAAUUAUGGUUUAAUGAAAUAUGGGCUACAAAAUCUAUAGCUAAAAGAGAAUUUCAAAAAAAUAAUUAUGAAAUAGCUGCUCAAUACUGUGAAAAAGUAUUAGCUGUGUCUAAUAAUGAUUUAAACACUAGAAUCCUUCUGAGCAAAUGUCAACAGAACUUGUUUCAACCAAAAUUGGCGUACGCAAAUCAUAUGUUAGCAGAAGCUCAAUCUCCUAAUAAAUUAUCAGUGUUAGAGAAUAAAGCAAGUGUAAUGCUAGAAAAUGAAGAAUUUGAAAAAAGUUUAAUAACAUAUUUAAACUUAGUAAAAACAAAGGUCCAGCCUUUAGAUUUUGCAUUGGGAGUUCUAAAGGUAACGCAAAUAAUAAACAAUUCAACAAAUUUAAGUAAAGGAAAAUAUAGAAAACGUUGUUUGGGAAAUACAGUAAUGAGGUUGGCAAAAUUGGGGGGUUUGGAUAACACAGAAGCCUUGCACUCAAUACUUUCCAAAACAAAACUUACGUGCAAAAAACGAAUUCAAUCAUUUUAUCUUGGUCGUUUAGCACGAGAUAAAAGAUUCUUUGAAGAAGUACUCGAGUCCGGUGGUCCUAAACGGCCAUUUUACAAAGCAGAAAAGAAAUUAUUAAAUAACAUGAAACGAGUUGUCGACUCAUUAGACGUAGCUUAUGAACAAUUGUAUAAAAGAAAACAAAUAUUUAUCUAUAAAUGUGAAAAGCCUAAAAUGAAAGGUGAUAGACUUUCAACUCAAAUUAAUAAUUCAAAACUUGUAAAAGAUAUGAAACAUCUUAUGAUUUGUAAAUAUUUAAACCUUAUCAUUCAACUACUAAUAAAAAAUCAAAUUAAAGAAGCCAAAUUAAAAACGGAGCUAAUGAUAGAGUUUAUGGAGAAAAAUUCUUAUAACUCCCACAGUAUUUUAGAUACGAUUUACCAAAGCUUUGGAAUAGCGCAAUAUGUACUAUUUCAAAACAUAAGUCAGUGGAACAUGGAAAAAAAUCAUCAAAGAAUGCUAAUUUUUUUAGGAGCUACCAAAAGUAACAUACCACUCCAGGAAUCGUUAUUUGGAUCAAAUGAAAUAAAUCCAAAAAGAGCUAUAAAUAAAUUACGUGCCCGUUUGGAAAAAUCGGAGUCAAUGAUAGAAAAAAUUUUUAUAUAUUACGAAAAAGCCAAAUGUUAUAUCAAUAUGGGUUAUGGUAACCUUAAAAACGCUCGAAAUAAAGCUACUAUAUGUUUACAAUUAGCUAAAGAAAUUAAUAAUCAUACGUGGAUUGUGAACGCAUUAAUUUUACUCGUAUCAAUUGAAUUUCAAUUAGAUAAUAAGCCUAAGUGUUGUCACGUAUUAUAUAAGGCUAUUGCAAUUGCGUAUAAGCUCCAGGUGCCCGGAGUUUUAAUGUUUUUGGAAAAGGUGGCUAAAAUGAUUUUUGAAACUAAUGCUAUACAUAUUACCAGAACUGAGAAAAAGAUAAUGGAUGUUUUGGAUUUUAUGCCAGACGUUUCAGCGAGAAUGAAUGCUAUGUUUAAGUUUAAACGAUUAAUCACUAUGCCAAUAAAUCUGUAG
Melanaphis sacchari is the source of this 1581-nucleotide messenger RNA. RefSeq lists its product as uncharacterized. The record is from RefSeq and is a predicted model, not a curated record. NCBI's taxonomy places the organism in Eukaryota, Metazoa, Arthropoda, Insecta, Hemiptera, Aphididae. Gene Ontology annotation, molecular function: protein binding. The transcript has 6 exons. Bases 1 to 1581 code for a protein of 526 amino acids.